AUGGCAAAGCAACUUAAUUUCCUCACGCUUGGGAACGAGAUGAAGGGCAUCAAGACAACCGAAGGGUUCGACGUUCUGACAUCCUAUUCCGACCCCAUAACAGAUGAGGAUGUCGAACUUGACGUUUUCAUGACUCUGGACCAUCCUCUCAUUCAGUUCGAGGACGGCCACGGAAACAUCACACUGAAAUUCGACAUCCAAAAAGCACGCUAUGAUGUUAUAGGCCAUAUCAGAACUACAACAUUACCCUCCGGAAUGGUGCUCAGUUUCAAGACCACGCUUAGCAAUGUGACUGGUACCGUGGACUCCAGUCAGAGCAAAGGCGGGUUCGCAGGGAAAGGCGCGAAAGCCGCACCGGCAAACGAGACAGUUCCCAUCAACCCAGACGAGAAAGACAUAUCGCAGGUCGACUUAAUCGGCACCACCGACGAGUCCAGAAAGGCAGUCAAAGGCAAGACAUUCAUGCUGGAUGCUCUCAAACAAUACUUCCAGGAAAAUGCUGAACUCAAAUAUUUUGUCGCCAGUGUUUCCAAUCAAUACGAUCCCCAGUUAGGAUCCCAUUCUCUCCAGCCUCGCUCGUUCUGCUUCAACACGUUGAAAGGCAAGACCAAAGACGACGAAUCGGCCUUGUGUAUGUGGAUCUCUGUCAAGGAAGGAACAAACAAAGACCAAAGCUCCAAGGGGAAUUUCAGAGGUGGAUUGAAAUUCAGCGGAAAAUUAAUCGCCAGCGAUGUUGACAUCGAGAAGUAUGACCUCGAAUAUGACUCGGGUGGCCUUUAUCCUUCUCACAAGACUCAUCACGUGGACGGUAUUAAAUUCAGUCCCUCUGAGCCGGAGACGACAAUCUCUUUUGACAGCGGCCUCAAUUCGAAGUCCCACAAGAUAAAUUACACCAGCGACAGGCAGCGAGUAAACUGGGAAUGGAGAGAGAGUGGUGUUCACCGUCCAGUUAUGAUUUCAAGUGGCACCACAAAUCGUGAGUUUGUCUGGACCGCAAAAGGCUCGUGGAAAGAUAAAAAGACCGCGGAACACCCUAAUUUGCUCAGAUUCGACUGGACAAGCGACAAGGAAUGGACGAUCAAAAAAUCUGCGGAAGACGUAGGCUGGUGGGAAAAGAUCUUUGGUGGCAGCACCGCUAUUCCUGAGCACCUUCGGAACUUGAAGGUACCCAGUCCGAAUGUGAAACUGGAGAUGAACACACUCGACUAUUUCUUGACCAGGAACUUACUUUACCCUGGCAAGCACAUCUUCAACGCUGAUGACCCUUCUUCGGCCAGCACUGACAAAGGACUUGCCCUUCCUCGUGACUUGAUUUUGACUGGCGAAACCAAGAUCAAUUGA
Messenger RNA from Aspergillus wentii DTO 134E9, 1341 nucleotides. RefSeq lists its product as uncharacterized. The coding region runs from base 1 to 1341 and encodes 446 amino acids. NCBI's taxonomy places the organism in Eukaryota, Fungi, Ascomycota, Eurotiomycetes, Eurotiales, Aspergillaceae. The record is from RefSeq and is a predicted model, not a curated record. The transcript is spliced from 4 exons.